CCAUAACUAGGCUUUUUUAUUUAGUUAAAUCAUUUGUGUAAAAAUUAAAGUGAACAAACAACAGUGUAGCCGAGGGAAAUACGCUCCGAGAGUUUCGAUCAAUCUUAUUUCAAGUACUUCAUUGCAAGACGAUACAAAUUUUUAGUUUUUCGGUAACAUUUUUCUACCAGAAGGCGACGAGCAGCGGACACACUCAAAAGUAUCACACACACAUGUAGAACUGCGUACGCCGCGAAUUGAAAAAGUGUGUAGGUUGGUUGAACAGAAAGCACACACUCACACACAUACACACAUACAAAAUUAUAUGCGAAAAUCUGCAAGUUUAUCUUGCGGCAGUUCACCACCCCACCUCCCGGCCCAUAACCCUUCCAUCCGACAAACACGCAGCGAGCGUGCGGACCGGACCACGAGCGUCAGCCACACAGAAACAUUCAAUAGAUAUACAAAAGUACAAGAAAUUUAAAUUUCUGAAACAGAACCACUUUUCGGACCGAAACUACUGCAGCACAACGCAAGGGCUCUCUCCAAGAACCCCAGCGACACACAAAGUUGAGCCCGAAGGGGGCAUACAUCCCAGCAAGCAGUGCAAACUCGAAUAGCAGACCCACAGAAUAGAAGGAAGCAGCAAUAGCGUCGAGACAGAGAGGCGAUUUCGCCUGAUUCUAGCACCAUUCAAGUCCCGAAUAAGAUGGAAAUUGAAAUAGAACAAUCCAUCGAAGCAAUGGACACCCAGGACACCCAAGAGGUCGAGAUAAUCACAAGCGAUCAUAACCAGCAGCAACAACAGCAGCAGCAGCAGCAGCAACAGCAGCAGCUCCAGAACCAGAACCAACAACAGAAUUCACCGCCACAGCUGCCGAAAUUCAAGAAUCUGAUACAGCCACAAUUGCACGCGGUCGGUGCAGUCACCCAACUGCCGAGCGAGAACGGCAACGUGCCGCCACAACAGCUGCUGGCCGACGAGCAGGACACAAUGUCGUUGGACGACGAGAAUAAGGAGGACCAGUUCCGUUCGGAGACCACAUUCUCCUACACGGUCGAUAAUGUUGGACAGUUGAAGUCACAGCGCCUAUCACCGCCCGUGUAUGUGCGGAUGCUGCCAUGGAAGAUAAUGGUCAUACCGAAUGACCGCGCACUGGGCUUCUUUCUGCAGUGCAACGGUGAGAAUGAUUCGCCCACCUGGUCGUGCAAUGCCAUUGCCGAAUUGCGCCUGAAGUGCCACAAGGCCGAGUCCCAGCCGUUCACGCGUGCCCGCAUCAAGCAUUUGUUCUACUCGAAGGAGAAUGACUACGGCUACUCGAACUUCAUCACCUGGCAGGAGCUGCAGGAUUCCGAGAAGAGCUACAUAAACAACAACAGCAUCACCUUGGAGGUGCAUGUCAUAGCCGAUGCACCGCAUGGCGUGCUCUGGGACUCGAAGAAGCACACCGGCUAUGUGGGGCUCAAGAAUCAGGGGGCCACGUGCUACAUGAAUUCCCUGCUGCAGACGCUCUAUUUCACCAACUCGCUGCGCCUGGCCGUCUAUCGCAUACCCACAGAGGCUGACGACAGCACCAAGUCGGUGGGCCUCUCCCUGCAGCGUGUUUUCCACGAGCUGCAGUUCGGCGAUCGUCCUGUGGGCACCAAGAAGCUAACCAAAUCCUUUGGCUGGGAGACACUCGACUCCUUCAUGCAGCACGAUGUCCAGGAGUUCCUACGCGUUCUGCUCGACAAGCUCGAGUCGAAGAUGAAGGGCACCUGCCUCGAGGGAACCAUACCGGGGCUCUUCGAGGGCAAAAUGUCGUCGUAUAUCAAAUGCAAGAAUGUCGACUACAACAGCACACGCUAUGAGACCUUCUACGACAUCCAGCUAAAUAUCAAAGACAAAAAGAACAUCUACGAAUCAUUUCAGGACUAUGUCGCCUCCGAGACCCUCGAGGGUGACAACAAAUACGAUGCUGGUGUCCAUGGUUUGCAGGAGGCCAGCAAGGGUGUCAUCUUCACGUCAUUCCCGCCCGUUUUGCACUUGCAUUUGAUGCGCUUCCAAUACGAUCCCAUUACGGACAGCUCGAUCAAGUAUAACGAUCGCUUUGAGUUCUACGAACAAAUCAAUCUCGAUCAUUAUCUGGCCGAGGGUGAGAAGACAUCGGCGGAUUAUGUCCUGCACGCCGUGCUGGUCCACUCGGGCGACAACCAUGGCGGGCACUAUGUGGUCUUUAUCAAUCCAAAGGCCGAUGGUCGCUGGUUCAAGUUCGAUGACGAUGUGGUCUCCAGUUGCCGCAAACAGGAGGCCAUUGAGCUGAAUUAUGGCGGCAUGGAUGAUGAGAUCUCGUUCCAUGCCAAGUGCAGCAAUGCCUAUAUGCUGGUAUAUAUCCGCCAGUCGGAUCUGGAUCGUGUGCUGGGCGAUAUACCGGAGAGUGAGAUAUCCAGCGAUCUGGUGGAGCGUCUCGAUCUGGAGAAACGCAUCGAGAUGGCGCGUCGCAAGGAGCGCAGCGAGGCCAAUCUGUAUGUGUCGGUGCAUGUCAUACUCGAGGAGUACUUCGAGGGACAGCAGAAGCGUCGUCUCUUCGACAUGGACAAGACCCAUCAGCGUCCGUUCAAGCUCAAGCAGACCCAAACCGUCGACGAGCUGGUCGACAUGUUUGUCAAGGGUUUCGGCGUCUCGCGCGAUCGCAUGCGCAUUUGGAACAUGUGCACCACCCAAACGCAAAAGUUUCUCUACUUUGACUUUGAAGCGGAGGGAGCGCGCACCAUCGAACAGAUACCCACAUCACAGAAGCCCUGGGUGCUCUUCCUCGAGCUGGCACCGCCGGACAGCAGCGAGCCGCUGGCACCCUUCAAUCCCAAAUCGGACGUGCUGCUCUUCCUCAAGUAUUACGAUGCCAAUAACAAGCGUCUCAACUAUAUUGGAUGCACACAGCAGCCGCAGAGCCGUCGCCUUAUCGAUCUGUGUCCCGAGGUGAACCGCAAGCUGGGCUUCGACCUGGAGACCGAGUUGACCGUCUUCGAUGAGUAUAGCGACAAGAAAAUCGUCAAUCUGAAUGAUCCCAUCGAGAGUGUGCUGUAUCUGCCGCCCGACAAUCUCCAGGGGCACAUACUGAUCUUUGAGCGUGAGAUGAUUGACAUGAAGCUGGAUCUGCCAACGGUUGAGGACUACUUCCUCGAUCUGGUCUAUCGCAUUGAGAUCAUAUUCAGCGACAAGUGUAAUCCCAAUGAGCCGGACUUUGUGCUCGAAUUAUCGAAUCGCUAUAAUUACGAUCAGCUCACCAAUGCGGUGGCCGAGCGCCUCAACACGGAUCCACAGAAGUUGCAGUUCUUCAUGUGCAUCAACAACUACAAGGAGACGGCGGGCAAUGCAGUGCCCUACACAUUCAAGGGAACGGUGAAGGAUCUGGUCUCGUACACCAAGCAGAGCACACCGAAGCGCAUCUUUUAUCAGCGUCUGUCGCUGAGCAUCCACGAGCUGGACAACAAGAAGCAAUUCAAGUGCAUUUGGGUGUCCAACGAUCUGAAGGAGGAGAAGGAGCUGGUGCUCUAUCCAAACAAGAACGACAAUGUCAAGGGGCUGCUGGAGGAGGCGGCCAAGAAGAUACCCUUCCAGGAGAGCAGCCGCAAGAAGCUGCGCCUGAUGAAGGUCAGCAAUCACAAGAUUGUUGCCCACUGCAAGGACGAUAUACCGCUGGAUACGCUGCUCAAGACAAGCGACUCGACGAUCACCACCAACCAGAGUGCACAGAAGGUCUAUCGCAUUGAGGAGGUGCCCACAGAUGAGUUGCAGCUGGCCGAGAACGAGUAUCUGCUGCCGGUGGCCCAUUUCAGCAAGGAGUUGUACAACUCCUUUGGCGUACCCUUCCUCGCCAAGGCCCGCCACGGUGAGCCCUACGGUGCCCUGAAGCAGCGCAUUCAGAAGCGUCUCAAUGUUCCGGACAAGGAGUGGGAGAACUACAAGUUCACCGUGAUCAAUACGGGCCUGACCACCGAGGUGAACGACAACGAUGUCAUCAAUUUGGAGAAUUUCCGCACCUCGAGCAGCGGACAAUUGCCCUUCCUCGGCCUCGAUCACAUCAACAAGUCUCGCAAGCGCAGCUCGCUAAAUUUCUCCGAGAAGGCGAUCAAAAUUUACAAUUAAACAACUAACAACACACACACACACACACAAAAACAAAAUCAAAAGGGGACAAAGCAGAUGGAUGAUGGUUGAUGGUCUGGCCAGUGGAGGUGGGUGAGGAAUGGGCAGAGGCAGAGGCGAGACGGGACGAGCAGAAACGACAUCCACAGCCCGAAAGAAUACAUUUUAAGCAACACAAUGAAUCCAGCUCGAAGCCACAACUGGUCCUUGAAUUAGUAUGCCCCUCCUCACCAUCUUCCGGCAAGCCGCACCAAUCUUUUGAGCCCAAAGUAAAAAUUGACGUGGAGUUUUUAUAAAUAAUAUUAUUUCUAAGUCAUUAAUUGUAUUUAUUAAUCGCCUCCGGUCAAUUUUUAAUACGGUUGUCCGCCCCCCAGAGUUUGCCCUAGCCGGCCCAGGCCCGGCCACGACACGGAAGUCCAGAGAGAAGGAUACAAAAAUGUAUAAUUUUACGGACUUGUUGCGCUUGCAUUAGUGACUUCAAAAUCUAGGCUAAGGCUUUAACGUGUGUGUAACAUUAAUUCAUUUUUUUUUCUCGUAAUUUUCGAAAUGCGCUAUUCCUAAACGCGGUAAUUGUUUUGAAACCGGAUCGAAUCGAUUCGAGUUCAAUUGGGAGUCUUGCAUCCAAUUGAUUCGUUCGAGAUGCCGGGCCAUUGGCAACAUGUAAAUAUAAGCGAGUGUUUUUGUGCUCUUGUCCUCCCUGGGAAUACACGCAGAAACAACAACAGCAAACACACACCUCACAAAAACAAAAGAGGGAACGGCGAAGUGAAACAACAAAAGAUAAAUAUAUAUACCAUACAAUAUAACAUAGAUAGAUAAGCAGUGAGAGGAGCGGCAGUGCUGGUAAGCGACACAAAGAGUCGCCCCAAGCGACAAGAUGUUUGGCAGAAGGAGCAGAGCAGCUCCACUCGUAACACGAGAGAGAGCGAGACAGAGCGAUAGGUAGAGAUAGAUUCUAACUAACGGUAAACAAAAACAAACAGAUGCGAAAUAGAAAGGGACAGAGGCGAAGAGAAGAGAGAGAGCUCGAGAGAAAAAGAAGAAGAGAAGAUUUGUUUCAAACAACAAUUAUUUGUGAUUUUAAAACAUGAAAUGAUAAAAGUGUAUUCAAAGGACUAGACAACAUAAUAAUCUUAAAUUAAUAAAACAGAAAAAUCAGAAAAACAAACAAAAA
Drosophila subobscura is the source of this 5282-nucleotide messenger RNA. It is a transcript of the gene Usp7, whose product is annotated as ubiquitin carboxyl-terminal hydrolase 7. The record is from RefSeq and is a predicted model, not a curated record. Gene Ontology annotation, cellular component: cytosol; nucleus. The transcript has 4 exons. Lineage: Eukaryota; Metazoa; Arthropoda; Insecta; Diptera; Drosophilidae. Gene Ontology annotation, biological process: protein deubiquitination; regulation of protein stability. Gene Ontology annotation, molecular function: cysteine-type deubiquitinase activity; cysteine-type endopeptidase activity; protein binding. Bases 689 to 4108 code for a protein of 1139 amino acids.